GCAUCAUCGUUCCUCUGACUUUCGUGUUUGUAUUUUUUACCUGCUCGUCACUCAUCGUACCUGUAUGUGGAGCAGCUGCAGUAAAAUAAGAAACUUAUUUUAAAUUCCUGAUUUUAGAGUUUUAACAUAGAAUUCAAAGUUUCUAAAUUAGCUCCUCGGACCACAGUUUGAGAACCAGUCUGUAAAAUUUAAAUAAUCUAAUAUGCAGAUGAAUGGUCCUGGUCUUGGUCUUGGCCCUGGUCUGACCCCGCUGUCUGUGGAUAUAAAUACUGGGACUCCUCAGACUGACUGGGGGUGCUUUUUUUCUGACACCUGACACCCAACAUGGGCGUCUUUUAAGCACCGGUCGGCUGGGAGGUGUCGGGUGAAGUGAAUGAAGCGUUCCUUGUUGUGGCUGCACGUGUCGUUGUUAUAAAAGAGGGAGCGCUUGUUUUGAAGCUGAGCAGAGGAUAAAGGGGUUUGUGUGGAUCAGGGUGCGCUUGGUUGAUAUCUCAUCACCUCCAGGGGAGGUGGGUUAAUGAUUGAGGGUCAGCUGGUGACUCAUUGACUGAAGAGGCUCUUUAACUCAGCCAGACUCUGCCGGCUUUCACUCAGUCUGAGGAUGUUUGACCUUUAGUCAGCUCGUCUUUUAGUCCAUUCUGUUGGACUUCACCUUCUUUUAUUCAUCCACUUCUUAACUCUGCUCAGCUCCACCCGGCCGGUCACCUCCCUUUAGUGGAGGAAGAAGAGGAGUGGCUCCUCAACCUGCAGAGUUACUUUAAAGCUCUCAAACUAACUUCUGACAGAUCAGCACAGAUCAUCGCUCAGUGAGACAAAACUUCAUCUUCUGGGACCAGAUCCUCUUCAGGACCAGAACCAGGACCAGGACCAGAAUCAGCAUCAGGAGCUCAGGGAGUCUGGCUGCCUGUCUGCAGCAAUGGUUGAUGGGAAGCCGCAGAGCGUUGUGGCGUCACAUCUGGACGGAGGAUGGGGCUGGGUGAUUGUCGGCUGCUGCUUCAUGGUGACGGUCUGCACACGGGCAGUGACCAGGUGUGUCUCCAUCUUCUUUGUGGAGUUUCAGGCUCAUUUUGGAGCCGACUACUCAGCAACCGCCUGGAUCCACAGCCUGGUGGACUGCACCACCAUGCUCUGUGCUCCUGUCGGCAGCCUGGUUGGUAACCGUUGGUCAUGCCGCGUCUCAGUGAUGCUCGGCGGGCUCCUGUCCUCCUGUGGGCUCCUCCUCAGCUCCUUCAGCACCAGUCUGGAACUCCUCUACUUCAACAUGGGAGUCCUGACAGGUGUGGGCUUUGCUCUCUGUUACACCCCGGCCAUUGCCAUGGUCGGCUGUUACUUCCGUCAGCGGAAGGCGUUGGCGUACGGCAUCGCCAUGUCGGGCAGCGGGAUCGGCACCUUCGUGUUGGCGCCGGUGGUGCAGCUGCUCAUCGAGCUGUACUCGUGGAGAGGGGCGCUGCUCGUCCUCAGCGCCUUUGUCGCCAACCUCUGUGUGUGUGGGGCGCUGCUUCGACCAAUCACAGUGCGGAAGGAUGAGGAGGAGGCGGCGGGGAAGGAGAGACUUGGUCACAUCUCGGACGCCGAGCUCGCACUCAAACUGUCCAACCAAUCAGAGGACAGCCUUUUGUCACCAGCCAAGUCUUCGUCACCUUCGUCCCUGCCCUUACUGUCGGGAAACCCCGCCCCUCAGCUGCAGAGGAGGUGGUGCUUCAGCUCCUGCUUCCUGUCCAGUAAAGAAUACCGUUUCCUGCUGUUGCCGGACUUCCUGGGCCUGGCCUUGUCCUUCCUGUUCCUGGCGUGCGGCUGCAGCCUCCCCUUCGUCUACCUGGUGCCGUACGCUCUGAGCGGCGGGGUCAGCCAUCAGCAGGCCGCCUUCCUCAUGUCUAUCCUGGGAGUCAUCGACAUCGUCGGGAACAUCACGUUCGGCUGGCUGACGGACCGAAGGUGUUUGAAGCCGUACCGCCUGGCGUCGUACGUCUUCUCGGUGGGGAUGGAGGGUCUCUGCUGCCUCUUUGUGCCGUUGCUUCGGUCCUUCCCUCUCCUCAUACCCUUCGCCGUCCUCUACGGUUACUUCGACGGCGCCUACGUGGCACUGAUCCCCGUGGUGACAUCAGACCUCGUGGGAACUCCGUACCUGUCCUCGGCGCUGGGCGUGGUCUACUUUCUCCACGCCAUCCCUUACCUUGUGAGCCCGCCAAUUGGAGGUUGGAUGGUUGACCUAACAGGAAGUUACACGGCCACCUUCUUCCUCAGUGGUGCUGCCAUGCUGGCCAGCUCGCUCGUCCUUUCUAUUGUUGCUGUGAUUCGCCACUGCCGCCGCAAGAUGACCACCAUCAUUAAUGACACCAAGCACUAGCUCCACCCCCACAUCCUGUCCAACCAAUCAGAAUGCUUCAUCACCUGUAACAAGGUGACGGUCACACAGGUGAUGAUGAGGAGGGCUGUGAUUGGCCAAGGCAGGCGACAGUCAAACACUUCACAGGAAGUGGGUCUGUUUAGAGUCUGCUGAAGGCCAAUAACACUGUGACAAGCUUUUAUUUUGUAGUAAACGACUUCCUGUUCCUGUGUUUUUAAAUUGUUGUAAAGCUCGCCAUCAGUUCAGUCACAUGAUGGACGAGCUAACAGGAAGCUGCCCGUGGUCUCAAACAGGAAGUGACUUUGCUCAGGUUGAACUGCAGCUGUGCCAAAGCUCAGCUGUUUCCUGUUUGUACCUGAGACUGUUUAUAUUUUAGAAAUGUUUGAAAUGACCCUGGUGCUCUAUGGAAGAUUUAAAAUGCCAAAAUAAACAAAAGAAUAAUAUUUUAGUUUGUUAAAUGUUAUGUCACAACGUUAAUCUGACGUCUGUGACCUCCUGCUGACCCACACUGACCUGUGAUCAGGUGAACGGUGUCUCUGUCAUUCGUACGUCUG
This is a messenger RNA of Larimichthys crocea (large yellow croaker), 2901 nucleotides long. RefSeq names its product monocarboxylate transporter 12-B. Bases 917 to 2347 code for a protein of 476 amino acids. The transcript is spliced from 7 exons. Gene Ontology annotation, molecular function: transmembrane transporter activity. Gene Ontology annotation, biological process: creatine transmembrane transport. The record is from RefSeq and is a predicted model, not a curated record. Lineage: Eukaryota; Metazoa; Chordata; Actinopteri; Sciaenidae.